AUGACGAUAACCUCCGAAUUGGACCGUGAAGACCGCGAGGAUGCCCCGUUUCUACGUUCUGAUCCCAACCUCGACGCAUCCACUUCCUCACACCACCACCUGCCUCAAUCCAGUCACCAUGCCCCCGAGAAGCCCUCGCGGCCAUCCGGCGCCAACGAGGCCGCGAGUGCGUCGGUCAGUAAGAUCACCGUGCGGUUAAAACUCACUCUCUUUGCUAUGGUCCUCGCCGUCGAAAUCGGCUUUGCGUUCCUGGAAGGUCCCAUGGUCCGGAUCAUGGAAGACAUCGCCUGUCGGCAGUACUUUCUCGAAGCAGAUCCCAGCAAGAUAGGUGCCAAUGGCCACGUCCCCGAGGAAAUGUGCAAAUUGGCCGAGAUUCAGGCCGAAUUGGCGGCCGUCAAGGGGUAUCAUAUGUUCUUCGAUGGCCUCUUAAGCGCCUUGAUGGCGUUCCCGUACGGUCUGCUGGCGGACCGUCGUGGCCGAAAAUCAACUCUCAUCCUCGGUGUGCCGGGAUUCUUCCUCAACUCCCUCAUCACCAUCGUCGUCUUGUGGUUCUCUAAUGUCCUUCCACUGCGUGCCGUAUGGCUCUCUUCGUUGGCGUGGUUAAUUGGCGGCGGUCCCGUGGUGGCAUUCGCCAUUAUUUGGACCAUGAUGGCCGAUGUCACCAACGAGGCGGAAAGAGCUGGACUGUUUUUUCAAUUCGCCAUUGUUUCCAUGGGCACGGAUUUCGUGUCGAGUACUCUGGCAUCCUGGUUGAUGACGAUGGACCCCUGGGCUCCCCUCAUCAUUGGAUAUGCGAUCGUGACGGGUGGUCUUUUGUUCAUCUUCGUUCUGCCCGAGACUAAGCACGCCCUCGCCUCGACCUCCGCCCCGCCGGCCCAUCUGGAGCUCUCCGAAAUGGCGGAAGUGUCCAACGAGCCGAAGCAUGCCUUCCAGAAGCCCGAAGAGGCUGCUCUGUACCACGAUGAAAGUGAUCUCGACCCCAUUGAGGAGGACCAUCACGACACUCAUCUAUCCUGGAGCUACCCAACCUCACAACGCUCAUCGCUCUGGGCCAGGGCCCGGGCCAACUACACCUUCUACAUGAAACCGUACUUUUUCAUCCUCAACCGCAAGCCGGUGCUCUUGCUUUUGACAGCCUUCCUCGUCUACCGUCUCAGUCGCGGCUCCUCCUGGUUUCUGACGCAGUAUAUAUCCACGCGAUACCACUGGACCCUGGCGCAGGCCAAUAUGCUGGUGGCCUCUCGCCCUACCAUCUCCAUCCCCAUUUUCCUCUGGGGUCUCCCUUACAUGAAGAAAUACGUGCUCGGCCCGCGGCGCUCAGCCACGGAGAAAGAUCUGUGGCUAGCGCGAGCGAGCAUCUUUUGUUUUACUCUGGGCACCUUCGGCAUCAGCCUGUCCCCGUCCGUGGCCACCCUCAUUCCGAGUAUGAUUGUGCAAACCUCCGGAUCGGGCUUUGUCUUUCUCACUCGCUCAAUCAUCACCACCCUCGUGGAGCGGGACGAGACCGCCCGUCUCUACACGGUCAUUGAAAUUAUCCAGUCCUUUGGCAACGUGGUAGCGAGUCUGGCCAUCACCAAGGUCUUUCAGCUGGGUCUCCACAUGGGUGGGUUCUGGAUCGGAUUGGCGUGGAUGAUGACCAGUCUCUUAUUUUGCAUGGUGGCCGUCGCUCUGUGGUUCUUCCGGCUGCCCCCCAGUCCACCAACACCGGAGUUUGUGAUUGAAGAUUUCGACGAGACCGAAUAG
Molecule: messenger RNA, 1743 nt
Organism: Penicillium oxalicum
Lineage: Eukaryota; Fungi; Ascomycota; Eurotiomycetes; Eurotiales; Aspergillaceae
Product: putative MFS transporter
Exons: 3
Coding region: 1-1743 (580 amino acids)
Biological process (GO): transmembrane transport
Cellular component (GO): membrane
Molecular function (GO): transmembrane transporter activity
Source: RefSeq, a predicted model, not a curated record